AUAUCAAAUGACAGUUAUAGACACUAAUGAAACAACUGAGAAGUUAGGUGAAGCAAGGCUCAUCUUCACAUAGGUUUUGAGUUUUAUUUCCCUUUUAGUAGUUUGUAAUUAAGCUGUAUUCCAGUACAGUUGAGGCAGGAGUGCUGUAUUUAACUGGCAGUGCAAUUACUGGGGAACUAUAAGCUAAGAGCAGAUAAACUUGUUCCACAAGCCGCCUGUUGAUGUGUAACUUGGAACAACAAUUCAGUGAGCAGGAAAUGGGUGUGACUGCUCCUCUGACACCUGUUCCUGGUGACGAUUCAGGCUCCAAAGAGUGGCAGCGCAGUGAAGUGCUGUUAAGGAAAAGACCUAGAGCCCACUGGGAAUCCAGGACCCUCAAGCGCUCCAACAUCCUCAGAAUGGCUCUAAUAGGGGAUACAGAAGGGGACCUGGGGAAGGGGUCAAGAGAAUCCUUCCUGGUAAAAGCUAUGAAGAUUGCACUUGUAGUGAUGCUCUACUGGUUUAUCUCCAUCACCAUGGUGUUUCUCAACAAAUACCUGCUGGACAGCCCUUCCUUGCACCUCAAUGCUCCUCUGUUUGUCACCUUCUAUCAGUGUUUGGUGACUGUUGUCUUGUGCAAGGGGCUUAACCUGCUCACCCAUGUUAUUCCACCCAAUGUACUGGAGUUUCCCUCUGUGAGAUUCGACCUGAAAGUUCUGAGAAGUGUUCUGCCUUUGUCCGUGGUGUUUAUUGGCAUGAUCACCUUUAACAAUCUGUGUCUUAAGUAUCUUGGCGUUGCAUUCUACACAGUGGGCAGGUGCCUUAGCACAGUUUUUAAUGUGAUCCUCUCAUAUGUCCUGCUGAAACAAACUACCUCCCUGUAUGCUCUGUUAUCUUGUGGAGUCAUUCUGGGUGGCUUCUUGUUGGGAAUAGAUCAGGAAGGAGCAGAAGGCACCUUGUCUUGGAUGGGCAUAUUCUUUGGUGUCCUUGCCAGUCUGUGUGUAUCUCUUAAUGCCAUCUACACCAAGAAGGUCCUCCCAGCUGUGGAUGGAAGCAUCUGGCGGCUAACCUUCUAUAACAAUGUUAAUGCGUGUAUUCUCUUUCUUCCUCUGAUGAUUGUGUUUGGGGAGCUGCAUACUCUGAUUCAUUUUGAUAAACUGAGCGAGUUACAUUUCUGGGGCAUGAUGACCGUGGGAGGCUUGUUUGGGUUUGCUAUAGGUUAUGUUACAGGUUUGCAGAUUAAGUUCACCAGUCCACUGACUCACAACAUAUCUGGAACUGCCAAGGCUUGCGCCCAGACUGUGCUAGCUGUGUUUUAUUAUGAGCAAACCAAAAGCUUCCUUUGGUGGACAAGCAAUUUAAUGGUGCUUGGCGGUUCUUCUUGUUACACCUGGGUGAAGGGUCUGGAAAUGAAAAAAGUUCAAGCCCAGUCUGUACAGAAUGGCAGUGAAGAGAAAAAUGAUUCUGGAGUAUGAGACUACAGUCUGCCCACGCAGGGUAUACAACCAUUGUCGUGGAGAGAAUAGCUAUCAGAGACGUAUGUGAAUAGAGGAAUGAAAAACUGAUUAUGGGAAGUCUAGGGCCUUAUGGUGAACAUUCUAUCACAUUCAGGGGUUUUGGCAACUAAAUAGCCAUAUGGCCAUGUCUGGCCUACAGUCCGACACGAGAACUGGUCUGAACUUAAAGGGACAGUCUAGUCAAAAUUAAACUUUUCAUGAUUCAGAUAGGGCAUGUCAUUUUAAACAACUUUUCAAUUCUCUUUUAUCAUCAAAUUUGCUUUGUUCUCUUGAUAUUCUUUGUUGAAAGCUAAACCUAGGUAGGCUCAUAUGGUAAUUUCUAAAAACUUGAAGGCCGCCCCCUAUUUCAAUGCAUUUCACAGCUAGAAGGAGUAAGUUCAUGUGUGCCAUACAAAUAACAUUGUGACCAUGCCCUUUUAUUUACAAGUGAGAGGGCACUGAUUGGCUAAAUGCAAGUCUGUCAAAAGAACUGAAAUAAGGGGACAGUCUGCAAAGGCUUAGAUACAAGGUAAUCACAGAGGUAAAAAGUAUAUUAAUAUAACCGUGUUGGUUAUGCAAAACAGGGGAAUGGGUAAUAAAGGGAUUAUCUUUUUAAACAACAAUUCUGGAGUAGACUGUCCCUUUAACUUCCACACGAGAAAUAAACUAAUCUAAUUUCUGGAACACUUUUACUUAAAUGGACAGUAACACAUUGUUAUUACAGGAAUUGACUCUGUCUUUUGAUAGAAUAACAUAUCAGCCAUGUCUUACCAUUUUUAAAGCAAAUGAACAUCUUGUUUGAUGUAAUUGUUUUUUCAUAGCAAAACUCCACCCAUCACAUCCGUCAUUUGGAGAUGCCAAUCUGGGCUUCAGUUUGCAUCUGACAAAGCUAGCCACAGUUAUCAGGGCCAAUUUACCAAUGUCUGGCAAACCUGAUACGCUGUAGCGUAUCAUGUCCGCCAGACAUUGCUGAAUGCCGACAGCAUCUGCUGUCUGCAUUUAACAUUGCACAAGCAGUUCUAGUGAACUGCUUGUGCAAUGCCAAUCGGCCGCUAGCAGGGGGUGUCAAUCAACCCGAUCAGAUAGGAUCGGGCAGAUUGAUGUCCACAGCCUCAGAGGCAGCAGACCAUUUAAGGAGCAGCGGUCUUAAGACUUCUGCUUCAAAACUACUGUUUCUGGCAAGCCUGGAGGCUCGCGUGGAAUCGGGCCAUUCAGCCCUUGAUAAAUCAGCCCCAUAAUGUUAGUAUAGAGUGCGUUGUUUUGCAGUUGUUAUCUAUUAAAGUCAAUUAGGGAAAGAUAUGUAGCACAGUUAGCCUUGAAAAGUCUGCAGGGUGUAUUUUUAGUCCUAAGAAUUAGACAAGCCACAAUUGUCAGAGCUAAAUGACAUGAAAAGCGGUUAAAAUAAAUAAAGUAUAGCGCAAAGUUGUUUUACUAAGCAUAACUAAAUAUGUUAUAUUAUAAUCUCAAGGUGUUUACUGUCCCUUUAACUGCUGUGUAUAUUUAAAAAAAAUAUAUAUCUAUCAUGCGUGUGUGUGUGUGUGCCAUAUGCGCUGUACAUACUGAUUUACUCUACGUUUCAUAGGUUUUUUUGUAUAUUUAGUACAGCUCCUAUGGCAGUAUUAGUAUAGAAAAACUAUAUAAAUAGCACACAUUUUUUAUAUAUAUACUACGUACGUUUUUUGGCCUGUGUAGGUUAUAAGUGUAAAUUUUGGAGUAAAUAACUCAGGACAAAUGUCAGUUACAUUCCAAUUUGAAUAGGAACAUGAUUUUGAAAAAUAAAUAAAUGAAACAAACACAGCAAGAUGAAAACCACAGCCCUGGUCCUAUAACGUAUUCUGCUACUGCAUCUGGGAUAGUGUUUUUGUAGUGGAAUCUUUACAAAUAAUGGUCUAGAGUCUGUGAAACGUAUUCAUGAAACUGGUAUCUCUGUUAAAAGCUCACCAGAAUUGUGUAAUUCAUAAAGAUUUGUACCUGUCUUAUCAUAACCGCAAGUUGUGAGAUCAGCUCCAUUGUAAUCAGAGGAGCUGUAUCUACCUCAUAACUGUUAACAUCUUGAUGUGUAGAAUGGGUUCCACUGUGAAACAUGCAGGGAUCACAAAAGCACUUUUAAAGCAUUACUUUAAAUGAUGUUGAAUUAUAUCUUUGAAUAGAUAUUUGCAAUAUAAAUGUAUUGGCAAACAUGUUUCUAGUAAAAAUUAUCACUGUUUAAGUGUUAACGUUUUUCUCUGCAUGUGAGGCAUAGGUGGAUAUUCUCAGUGCACCAGCAUUUUAAAUACUGCAGCUGCUCAGAGUGCCAGUGGGGCUAAUAUGUAACCAAUUAACAAAUUGAGUCAUUACUAGAUGGUACAACCACCUUAGGCUCUCUGAGCAAGAGAUGUGUUUAAAAUGCUGGUGCACGUUCCGUACUUGAAUACACUUUUGAAAUAGCUAUAGCUUUUAUUAGAAGCAUUUUUGCUAAUAAAUGUAUAUAAUAAAUAAAUUGAAAAUGCUUCAAUUCAAAACUGAAAUGUACCCAUGUGGGUUCCAAUUUUUUCCGGAAUAUCCCUUUAACAUAAAAGCUCACUUUACUGUUCACUCUAACAUGCAAAAACAGUAUAAUAUACAUCAGGGAUGGACUAUCCGUAGAAUGCGCACGCCGCAUUUUUCUCAAGGGGAUUACUGGAAUACUCCCCCCUCUCCGUUCUUCUGUUUCAGAAUUAGUUUUAUAAUAAAACAAAAUGCCUGGUUGUUGUUAUAUUGGCACCUACAAUCCAAUUUGAUCCAUGACUCCCUUUCACAAUGUGAAAAUGAUUAUCCAUAAUGUGAUCUGUAGAAGACACUGUCUCACGGUGUAACUUCACUAGACAAUAGAAGCCUUUUAACCUCUUAACUGUUGAGCCAUUUCCACCUCUGUGCUGAGCCGUUUUGGAGUUUUUUUCAUGCUGGUCACAAUCCCCACUGUAGGCCAUUUUUAAGUAAAAACCCACCCAUAUUAUGUAUUGUUUUAUUCAGCAGAUUUAAACUAUAAUGUUAUUUUAUGAAUAUAUCAUGACAAGAGAGGACUGUGCAACAAAAUGUGUCAAAAACAUGCAUAUUUUUAUUACAAUUUUAAUAAAUAAGGUUGCAAAAAGUA
Bombina bombina (fire-bellied toad) is the source of this 4587-nucleotide messenger RNA. RefSeq names its product solute carrier family 35 member C1 (gene SLC35C1). Gene Ontology annotation, biological process: GDP-fucose import into Golgi lumen; protein O-linked glycosylation via fucose. NCBI's taxonomy places the organism in Eukaryota, Metazoa, Chordata, Amphibia, Anura, Bombinatoridae. Gene Ontology annotation, molecular function: antiporter activity. The record is from RefSeq and is a predicted model, not a curated record. Gene Ontology annotation, cellular component: Golgi apparatus. The coding region runs from base 222 to 1454 and encodes 410 amino acids. The transcript is spliced from 3 exons.